AUGACCAAGCUAAGCCUUUUGUUGGCGCCAAUCCUCGCCGUGCUUCCGCUUGUUUCGGCCUUCCCAGCCCAACUGCCUGCACGGAGCUCAGCACCUGCACUGCCGACGGACGACCCUUUCUAUAUCCCCCCUGAAGGCUUUGAGUCCUCAGCACCGGGGACAAUCCUCCGCCAUAGAACCCCUCCAAACCCAAUUGCAGCGCUCGGCUUCGCCAAGGUCAACAUCCAAGCAGCACAUCAGAUUCUUUACCGAACAAGCGACUCUUCUGGCAAUGCCAUUGCAACAGUCUCGACCAUCCUGAUUCCUCAUAACGCCGACUACUCCAAGCUGCUCUCUUACCAGGUUGCUGAAGAUGCGGCCGAUCCAAACUGUGCCCCCUCCUACGCUCUACAGCUCGAAGCAGCCCACGAUGGUAUUCUGGGCUUGGUGAUUCCACAGGUGGAAUUGUUGUUCUUCGGCGCCGCCCUCGAUAAAGGCUGGGUGGUGACCGUCCCAGACCAUCUAGGACCCAAGGCCGCUUUCCUGGCCAACAAUCUCUCGGGUCAAGCCGUCUUGGACAAUCUGCGUGCUGCCUUGGCAUCCUCGAGCUUUACAAACAUUACUUCGGAUCCUACCAUUGCGCUAUGGGGCUACUCCGGUGGCAGCCUGGCCAGUGGAUUCGCCGCCGAACUUCAUCCCACCUAUGCCCCCGAGCUGAAUAUCGUGGGAGCCGCACUGGGCGGUACCGUGCCCAAGAUACGACCAGUCAUUGACGCGGUAAAUAAGGGACCGUUCGUGGGACUCGUCCCGUCCGGUAUCCAGGGCCUGGCGAAUGAGUACCCCGACAUCCAGAAACUUAUUGACGACGGCCUUAAACCGGCAAAGAGGGCUGAGUUUAACAAAACCCAGAACUUGUGUCUUUCGGGAGACAUAAUUGAGUACUUCGGUAAGGAUAUUUACGAAUACACUAACGACCGGAACAUCUUCGAUCAGCCUGCGGCCGUGAAAGUCAUGCAGGCCAACGCGAUGGGACAGCACGUCCCCAAGAUUCCUCUUCUCGUUUACAAGUCGGUCGGAGAUGAGAUAAGUCCCGUCAAUGACACCGACUCUCUGGUCGAAACCUAUUGCCAGGGUGGAGCCAGCGUCGAGUACAAGCGUGAUGAACUCUCGGAACAUGCAUCCCUUGAGAUUACAGGGUCUGCUGAUGGCAUGCUCUGGCUUAUGGAUCGUAUGAACAACAAGCCUGUCCAACAAGGAUGCACGACCUCUACUGUGAUUACAGGUCUUGCUGACCCGAGAGCUCUUCUAGCUUUGGGCCAGGAGAUAGUUACGCUCCUCAAGGCCAUCUUAUCGGGGCCGAUCGGGCCUGGUGUGGUCGGCUAA
This is a messenger RNA of Aspergillus bombycis, 1362 nucleotides long. RefSeq names its product putative secretory lipase. Lineage: Eukaryota; Fungi; Ascomycota; Eurotiomycetes; Eurotiales; Aspergillaceae. Gene Ontology annotation, molecular function: triacylglycerol lipase activity. Gene Ontology annotation, biological process: lipid catabolic process. The record is from RefSeq and is a predicted model, not a curated record. The coding region runs from base 1 to 1362 and encodes 453 amino acids. The transcript has a single exon.